Molecule: messenger RNA, 5263 nt
Organism: Mustela erminea (ermine)
Lineage: Eukaryota; Metazoa; Chordata; Mammalia; Carnivora; Mustelidae
Gene: ZEB2
Product: zinc finger E-box binding homeobox 2
Exons: 9
Coding region: 70-3177 (1035 amino acids)
Biological process (GO): regulation of transcription by RNA polymerase II; anatomical structure development
Molecular function (GO): RNA polymerase II cis-regulatory region sequence-specific DNA binding; DNA-binding transcription factor activity, RNA polymerase II-specific
Source: RefSeq, a predicted model, not a curated record
AUCGAGCCUGCGUGCUGCCGAAGCAGGGCGCCGAGUCCAUGCGAACUGCCAUCUGAUCCGCUCUUAUCAAUGAAGCAGCCGAUCAUGGCGGAUGGCCCCCGGUGCAAGAGGCGCAAACAAGCCAAUCCCAGGAGGAAAAACGUGGUGAACUAUGACAAUGUAGUGGACACGGGUUCAGAAACAGAUGAAGAGGACAAGCUUCAGAUUGCUGAGGAGGACGGGAUUGCUAACCCUCUGGACCAGGAGAGGAGUCCAGCUAGCGUGCCCAACCAUGAGUCCUCCCCACACGUGAGCCAAGCUCUGCUGCCAAGGGAAGAUGAGGAAGAUGACCUAAGAGAGGGUGGAGUGGAACACACUUGGCACAACAACGACAUUCUGCAAGCCUCUGUCGAUGGUCCAGAAGAAAUGAAGGAAGACUAUGACACGAUGGGGCCGGAAGCCACGAUCCAGACCACAGUUAACAAUGGUACAGUUAAGAAUGCAAAUUGCACAUCAGACUUUGAGGAAUACUUUGCCAAAAGAAAACUGGAGGAACGCGAUGGCCAUGCAGUCAGCAUCGAGGAGUACCUUCAGCGCAGUGACACAGCCAUUAUUUACCCAGAAGCCCCCGAGGAGCUGUCUCGCCUUGGCACGCCAGAGGCCAAUGGGCAAGAAGAAAAUGACCUGCCACCUGGAACUCCAGAUGCUUUUGCCCAACUGCUGACCUGCCCCUACUGCGACCGGGGCUACAAGCGCUUGACAUCACUGAAGGAGCACAUCAAGUACCGCCACGAGAAGAACGAAGAGAACUUUUCCUGCCCUCUUUGUAGCUACACGUUUGCCUACCGCACCCAGCUCGAGCGGCAUAUGGUGACGCACAAGCCAGGGACAGAUCAGCACCAAAUGCUGACCCAAGGAGCAGGUAAUCGCAAGUUCAAAUGCACAGAGUGCGGCAAGGCUUUCAAAUAUAAACACCAUCUGAAAGAACACCUGCGAAUUCACAGUGGUGAAAAACCGUACGAGUGCCCAAACUGCAAGAAGCGUUUCUCCCAUUCUGGUUCCUACAGCUCACACAUCAGCAGCAAGAAAUGUAUUGGUUUAAUCUCUGUAAAUGGCCGAAUGAGAAACAAUAUCAAGACGGGUUCUUCCCCUAAUUCUGUUUCUUCUUCUCCUACUAAUUCAGCUAUUACCCAGUUAAGAAACAAAUUGGAGAAUGGAAAACCACUUAGUAUGUCUGAACAGACAGGCUUACUUAAAAUUAAAACAGAACCACUAGACUUCAAUGACUAUAAAGUUCUUAUGGCCACACACGGGUUUAGUGGCACUAGUCCCUUCAUGAAUGGUGCACUUGGAGCCACCAGCCCUUUGGGAGUUCAUCCAUCUGCUCAGAGUCCAAUGCAGCACUUAGGUGUAGGGAUGGAAGCCCCUUUACUCGGAUUUCCCACAAUGAAUAGUAACUUAAGCGAAGUACAAAAGGUUCUACAGAUUGUGGACAAUACGGUUUCCAGGCAAAAAAUGGACUGCAAAGCUGAAGAAAUUUCCAAGUUGAAAGGUUAUCACAUGAAGGAUCCAUGCUCUCAACCUGAGGAACAAGGAGUUACUUCUCCUAAUAUUCCACCCGUAGGUCUUCCAGUAGUGAGUCAUAAUGGUGCCACUAAGAGUAUUAUUGACUACACAUUAGAAAAAGUCAAUGAAGCCAAAGCUUGCCUCCAGAGCUUGACCACUGACUCAAGGAGACAGAUCAGUAAUAUCAAGAAAGAGAAGCUACGUACUUUAAUAGAUUUGGUCACUGAUGAUAAAAUGAUCGAGAACCACAACAUAUCCACUCCAUUUUCUUGCCAGUUCUGUAAAGAAAGCUUCCCUGGCCCCAUUCCCUUGCAUCAGCAUGAACGUUACCUUUGUAAGAUGAACGAAGAGAUCAAGGCAGUCCUGCAACCUCACGACAACAUAGUCCCCAACAAAGCUGGAGUUUUUGUUGAUAAUAAAGCCCUCCUCUUGUCAUCUGUACUUUCUGAGAAAGGAAUGACAAGCCCCAUCAACCCAUACAAGGACCACAUGUCUGUACUGAAAGCAUAUUAUGCUAUGAACAUGGAGCCCAAUUCUGAUGAACUGCUGAAAAUUUCCAUUGCUGUGGGCCUUCCUCAGGAAUUUGUGAAGGAAUGGUUUGAGCAACGAAAAGUCUACCAGUAUUCAAAUUCCAGGUCACCAUCACUGGAAAGGAACUCCAAGCCGCUAGCUCCCAACAGUAACCCUCCCACAAAAGACUCUUUAUUACCCAGGUCUCCCGUAAAACCUAUGGACUCCAUUACAUCACCAUCCAUAGCAGAACUCCACAACAGUGUGACGAAUUGUGAUCCUCCUCUCAGGCUAACCAAACCUUCCCAUUUUACCAAUAUUAAACCAGUUGAGAAAUUGGACCACUCAAGGAGUAAUACUCCCUCCCCCUUAAAUCUUUCCUCCACAUCUUCUAAAAACUCCCACAGUAGUUCUUACACUCCAAACAGCUUCUCUUCCGAGGAGCUCCAGGCUGAGCCUUUGGACUUGUCAUUACCAAAACAAAUGAAAGAACCCAAAAGUAUUAUAGCCACAAAGAACAAAACAAAAGCUAGCAGCAUAACUUUAGACCAUAACAGUGUUUCUUCAUCAUCUGAAAAUUCGGAUGAGCCUCUAAACUUGACUUUUAUCAAGAAGGAGUUUUCAAACUCAAAUAAUCUGGACAGCAAAAGCACUAACCCAGUGUUCGGCAUGAACCCAUUUAGUGCCAAAACUUUGUACACAGCUCUUCCUCCACAAAGCGCAUUUCCCCCUGCCACUUUCAUGCCACCAGUCCAGACCAGUAUCCCUGGGCUCCGACCAUACCCGGGACUGGAUCAGAUGAGCUUCCUACCACACAUGGCCUAUACCUACCCAACUGGAGCAGCUACUUUCGCUGAUAUGCAGCAGAGGAGAAAGUACCAGCGGAAACAAGGAUUUCAGGGAGAAUUGCUUGAUGGAGCACAAGACUACAUGUCAGGCCUAGAUGACAUGACAGACUCCGACUCCUGUCUGUCUCGAAAGAAGAUCAAGAAGACAGAGAGUGGCAUGUAUGCAUGUGACUUAUGUGACAAGACAUUCCAGAAAAGCAGUUCCCUUCUGCGACAUAAAUACGAACACACAGCUACAAUAGGCACAUCACUGAAGGCAUCUUUCCCUCUCUGAUUGGUUUUAUUAUAUGACCAUAUGCAAACUCUAUCAUUUACUACAUGGUGAGUGUAAAACUUUUAUUUUAGUGAGGGCUAUCAUACAUAUUGACAUCGCGUCAAUAUCUUUAUUUCUUAUAAAUGAGAUAGUCCAUAAACUUCAUAGGCAUAUAGACAGUUGAGAGACCCAAAAGUUGACAAACAUAAAUAUGCAUAAUCAAUCUGAAAAUGAUGCUGUAUUUAAAAAAAUAAAAAUAAAGUGCCUUGGUUCUUUAAGAUGUGAGAUCUGCUGCCUAGAAGUAAUGUAUAGCAACAGGAUCCUAACCAUCCAAUGACUUCUUUAAAUGUGUGAUUAAUUAUCCUCCUGUUGGCUUCCUGGCCUAUCGAGUUUCUAGUGUGUUGACUUUUUGGUCUCUUGACCAAACAUCUCAUGACAUUACUGCUGUCAGUGUAUUAGAUUCCAUCACCGUGAAGUUCUUCAUGAAUUUUCUAGCACUGUGAUGUAUGUAAAAAUUUAGUCCAUUUUCCUUUCCUAAUUGGGCCCCAGAAGCCUUCCAUUUAUUUAUAUUAAGUAUUAGUAAUAAUUUGAGAAUGUACUAAUGUGAAAAUUGUACAUGAGAACAGUCUCUGGGUUGAUUGAUUCUAAGAUUGGGAAAUCAAGUUGAAUCGUCAUUUGAUUAUGGGCUGAUUUUACAAAUGUGUCAUCGAUAAAGUGUGUUUGUUACACCUGUCCACAAUUUAGCAUGGCUGAAGUUAAGAAGGAAAUUAUGAACUGCUUUUUCUUGAGAUCUUGUGCUCUUUUACCUUGAACUGUUUAAUUUAUUUCCUAGGCAGACACCAAAGACAUAAUGCUUAAUUUUACUUAAUGAUGGCGUAUUGCUUGCUUGCUUUUCCUGGGGCCUGGACUGGGAUCAGGAUUGGGAAGUUGACUUCAGUGGGAUUAAUUGUCACAAGUCAGGACAGUGAAACAGAAAAUCUGAAACUCCUGUUAGGCACUGUCACGAACUCAUUUGUAUUCCACUAAAAUUUAAAUCUGACAUUUAUUGAGUACUUUUUCUAUUGAGACAUAUUGUGGUAGGUACUCUUAAACCUACCUUAUUCAGAAAAGUAAUAAAAAUGUUUCUACUUUUGCAUAGAUAAAGUCAAAGUUUUAAAUAAAUUACCAGUCAAUUUUGUUUCUCAAUUAUAUGAUAAUAUUUUUCAUACCACAAACCUUCCAUUUAUUAACUUCAGUUAUCAUUCUAGCUGUCAGGUGAAUCAUGAACCUUGAGAUUAGGGAAAAAAAUUACCCUAAAAAGUUUGAUUCACUCAAUGUCAACUUGGGUAUAUUCUGAAUCGUGUUCAUGUGGAAAUUUAAUUCCAGGAAUCUUGACUUGAAGCAGGUAAACCAAACAAACAAAUUAAAAAGAGAUGAAAUUCCAAGGCUGUUCCUACUUAAAUUGAACUUACUAAAUUCUUACCAGCGACACUUCUGGAGAGUACUAGAAUAUUUAGUGCAAGUUUUAGCUCAGUCCCCCAACCCACCCCCCAAAUUCUGUCCUUUGCAUGGUGUAAUAGCUGCACAUUUUAUUCCUUCAGAUUGUCAGUUCGUACUAUAGAAUUAAUGUAUUUCUAUUAUUAGCAUGUUGUUUGUUAUUGAUUGAAUUCCCUGAAAAUUGAUCGCCUGUAACCAGAAUACCUAUAUAAUAGACUGCAGCUUAAUGAGCACCCCCCAUGCAUUUCUAACAGGCCUUGAAACUUGUCCUGGAGAGUGUCUGUUCUCUCUCAGGACACUGCUCUGUGUUUUGUUCCUUUGGAAAAGAGAGAGCCAUUUCAGCUGUGGUCACUGUGAUGUUCAUUCACGAUUAUUCACAGCCCAUCCAUGAAGUCACCUAACUCUCUCACCUCCUGUGCUCCUGAGCUGAUGAGACAUCCAAAGGAUGUUAUAGGACAGUUCUCCCUACGCAUGCUGUAGCAACUAAAGCACCGAGAAAUUUUUCAUCUACAAUUUCUCUUCUUUCCAUUCAGAUUUACUUCUUCCAUGUACUCUGCUCUUUAUCUUGCUUACCACUUGGGGAGUUAUUGAACGUGUACUGAUAAAAACAAAUAAAAUUAUCUAACAUUAA